This is a messenger RNA of Dama dama (fallow deer), 2130 nucleotides long. RefSeq names its product A-kinase anchor inhibitor 1 (gene AKAIN1). The coding region runs from base 1 to 279 and encodes 92 amino acids. The transcript is spliced from 2 exons. Lineage: Eukaryota; Metazoa; Chordata; Mammalia; Artiodactyla; Cervidae. The record is from RefSeq and is a predicted model, not a curated record.
AUGGGAGUAGAAUUUGGGUGCAUCACUGGGGAAGACCUGUGGCGAUUCUGCUGGAAAGGGAGACAGGGAGACAAGAGUGGUGAGAAGCCUGGAAGUGAGCCUGACGAGGCAAAGCUGCAGACCGCCAGCAGACGGAUCGUGCAGAAUGCCAUCCUGCGGGCCGUGCAGCAGGUCUCCCGGGAGAGCCAGAGCCGGAGGAGGGACGCCAGGGCCGGCGACACCGCCCGUGGCAGCCUCCGCCCGGGCGCGGGGGAAGCCGCCAAGAAGCACGAGAAGUAACACGUGGACGGGGCUGUUAGCACACGCUUGGUUUCCAGCCCUUUUGGAAGUGUAGGAUGCGUCACCAGAAACGUUGCCGGUAAAGCAAACUGAAGAGUCAUUCACACCCAGCAGUAGGAUGAUUUCGAGCUAGCCCUUGGCCGAAGGGCACUGUCCUGGAAAGUGCAUUAGACAACUCUGUUUAUAUUAAUGCAGUGCCUCUGAAAUAGUCAGGCAGGCAAGACACUGCCAUUACAGACGUAGUUUUGCAGCACAAUUCAUUUCUAAAGUUCUUUUUAAAAAAAUGGUUCUGUCUUGUUUGUUUAUUUGGCCUUGUAUGCAUUCUUCCUGUAACUUAACUUCCCAGUUCUUUCUGCUGAAGCACCGAGUGUCCUACUGUGAUCUUUACCAUAUUUAAACAAGGCUUGCUGGAGAGGUGAGGGAAGGGCAUUGCAGUCCUCCUCAAAUAUGGAACUGAAGGCUUUAAUAAAGUGGGUUCAGGCCCAAGAUCAUAUUAAGAAAAGGCAAAUUCUAAGUCCCUCAGGAUCUCACAGAGGCAUGCAUUUAUAUUAUUUUGUUAAAAAAAAAAAAAAAAGAAGAAUUUAGAUUUUCAAGAACUCAGUCUCAAUUCUCUCAAUUGUUUGAUAGUUGAUAUUUUCUCCUUGUGCAGAAAGCCUUGCGAAAUAUUACAGAUUUCUUUUUCUGUUUCACAAUGAAAGUAAGACAGGUGAACCUAAGUGCAUGAGUGAAGAGCAGCUGGAAUUGUAGAUUCCAUCCUGAGAUGUCCUGGGGUCUGAUUAUGGGAUGUGGGGUCCUCGGAAGGAGCUCUGAGGCCUUAUAAAUGUUGUGUGGCCAUCAGACUAUGCAUACACACUAGUAUUUUGCUAACAGGAGCUUUUCUUUUCCCAUCCCCAAAUUAGAUUUUUGUUUUAUGAGACUAUGAAUAUCAUACCUAUCUGGAAUGAAUGACACAUAAAAUGGGAAAAAUCAUUUUCUCAACUCUCUGAAAGGUGAAAAUACAGUGGGAUCAACAAAGUGACCAUGUUGUGAAUGCAGUCAUGGGAAUGUAUGUGUGCAAAUGAAUGAAGCCACCUGUGUGGCAACAGAAUGACUUCUGCUCCCCUCCCACAUAGGGGCCACACAGCCUUCUGUGUCCUUGCAGGCCUAUUUCCUGGGCUCCCCGACAGUUACUGAGUCGGUGCUACCGCGAACAGAGGAAGAGUCUGACCUUUGUUAGAAACUUCUGGGCUUCCGAGUGUCAGUGUGUACAUCUGACGGUUUUUUUAAAAAGCAAAGUACCAGCGAAUGAAGUGUGACUGAUAUUGACAGACUUCUAAAAUCCCACUAUUUACACUUUCCAGAAUGGAUACUGUUGAGAAAUGAAUGAAAACAGUGUCUCAUCAGUUCUGUUAGACGCUCUCACACCAUGUGGAAUGUGAUGGAAUAAAUUCACAGGGAGAAGGAUUCGGGAGGGAGCAGAAGGGUUAACCUUCAAAUGUGGUUUAUUCAUAAUUUUCUGUAAUACUCAUGACAGUUGAAGAACGAGUUUAAGUCAAAGUCAUAUAAUGGAUGGAAUAUAAAUUGUACAACCUAGAUAAUAGGAAUGAAGGUAUUAAGGGAACUGAGUCAGGAGUAUCCACGAUUGAAAAAAUAAAUCCAAUGCUUGUAGUUUGCAAGUGAUCUGGCCCUCUGUCUACUGAGAUGUCUGGAUAGAACCAGCCUUGGGUUUAGCUGCCAGAUGGCAGAAACCCAUAAACAUGCUCUCUUUCCCCUCUGGUGUGUCUGUGCUAAUACUCUGGGGGAUCUUGAAGAAUCUCUGAUUAACCUCUGUAUCUAAAUGUCAUUUAUAAAUAAAAUAUACCCAGCUUUGAA